Striga hermonthica is the source of this 2274-nucleotide messenger RNA. Lineage: Eukaryota; Viridiplantae; Streptophyta; Magnoliopsida; Lamiales; Orobanchaceae. The record is from the annotation of a GenBank genome assembly.
AUGGCGUUAUUCAUCUGGUUCUGCGCAGCCGCCUUUUUCCUUCAGUCCCGUGUCCUUCCGGCGGCGGCCGAUAAACUCUACAUCGUACACAUGGAUACCAACCUCAUGCCCGACGCCUACAACACCCAAAGCGAUUGGUACGCCGACCACUUACAAACCCUUACCGCCGCUGAAUCAGGAAAGAUCAUGUACACCUACGAGGCCGCGUACCCAGGCUAUGCCGCCGCCCUCUCGCCGGAGGAGGCCGAUGCCCUGCGCCAGUCGGACGCUGUCCUCGGGGUGUACGAGGACACGGUGUACAACCUCCACACCACGCGCACGCCAGAGUUUCUGGGGCUGAACGGGGAGCAGGCCGGCCACACCCUGCAACAGCUGAAUCAGGCCUCGUACGAUGUGAUCAUCGGAGUCCUGGACACCGGCGUCUGGCCGGAGUCGAAGUCGUUCAGCGACACCGGCAUGCCGGAUGUGCCGGCCCGGUGGCGCGGGAUGUGCCAGGUCGCCUCCGACUUCGAAUCGAAAAACUGCAACAAGAAGCUAAUUGGCGCUAAAUCCUUCAGCGAGGGAUAUAGAGGGGCGGUGGGUAAAACUAACGAGUCAAUGUCCGCCCGCGACUAUAACGGUCACGGCACGCACACGGCAAGCACCGCCGCUGGCACCGUGGUUUCCCACGCCAGCUUCUUUGGUUAUGCUAGCGGCAACGCUCGUGGAAUGGCUACCCAAGCCAGGAUCGCGGCCUACAAAGUCUGCUGGAAUGAGGGUUGUAUGGGAUCAGACAUACUCGCCGGCAUUGACAGUGCGAUUCAAGACGGAGUUGACGUCCUCUCCAUGUCCCUCGGUGGUCCACUUGUGCCGUACUACCAGGAUACCACUGCCAUCGGAACUUUUGCGGCCAUGGAAAAAGGGAUCUUCGUCUCGUGCUCGGCUGGAAACGCUGGGCCCACUCCGGGGUCGCUCUCGAACGUUGUGCCGUGGAUUAUGACUGUCGGCGCCAGCACAAUCGAUAGGAGUUUCCCAGCUUACAUCGCUCUAGGCAACAACAAGAACUUCACCGGCGUGUCAUUGUACAGUGGGGAAGGCAUGGGGAAAGAUUUGGUAGAGUUAGUCUACAACACAAGCAGCAACGGGCCGAGCAAUCUGUGCCAGCCGGGGUCCCUUAACGCCACCCAAGUGAAGGGCAAGGUGGUGGUUUGUGACAGAGGGGGCAAACAUCUUGGACGGGCGCAGAAAGGGGCGGUGGUGAAAGCAGCCGGAGGCGUGGGGAUGAUACUGGCCAACACAGAAGAAAGCGGUGGGGAGGAGCUUCUAGCCGACAGCCACGUUCUUCCGGCCGUGGCAGUGGGGCAGGUGUCAGGGGAUGCGAUAAAAAAGUACGUGAAGACGGACAAGAAGCCAAUGGCGGUGCUGAGCUUAUUCGGGGAAACGGUGGUGAAGGUGAAGCCGGCGCCAAUGGUGGCGGCAUUCAGCUCGAGGGGCCCGAACGUGGUGACACCAGAGAUCCUAAAGCCGGACGUGAUAGGGCCCGGUGUUGACAUCCUGGCGGCGUGGUCGGGGGCUACGAGUCCCACGGAGCUGCCAGAGGACACCAGGAGAAGCUUGUUCAACAUCAUAUCAGGUACGUCCAUGUCGUGCCCGCACAUAAGUGGGCUGGCAGCCCUUGUGAAGGCGGCCCACCCUGACUGGAGCCCGAGCGCGAUCAAGUCGGCCCUCAUGACCACAGCCUAUACACUCGACAACAACAACUCCCCCAUCAGUGAUGCCAACGACAAGUCCUACGCGACCCCACACGCCAUGGGCGCGGGCCACGUGGACCCGAUCAAAGCCCUCUCCCCGGGCCUCGUGUACAACACCACCCCGAACGACUACCUCGCCUUCCUAUGCUCCCUCGGCUACAACCGGAUGCAGAUCCAGGCCAUCACCAGGAACAACAAUGAAACGUGCACCGAGCUCAAGUCCAAGUUCAACAAUCCGGCCGAGCUCAACUACCCCUCUUUCUCCGUGCUGUUCAACAACCCGAACGUGAGUCUGACUAGGAAGUUGACCAGCGUGGAGCCCGGUUUGUCGGUUUACAAUGUCUCGGUCAAGGCGCCCCCGAAUGUGAAAGUGACAGUGAACCCAACGAGUCUUGUUUUCAAGGGCGUUGGGGACAGUUUGAGUUAUACGGUUACGUUCCUAUCGGAAAGUGUUUCGGAUGAGGAUGCCUUUGGCUCGAUUUCGUGGAACAAUGAGAAGCACAUGGUGACGAGCCCGGUUGCAUACUCAUGGGCCGGGCAUUGA